AUGCACAUUCUUUGUCUACACGGAGCCGGCUCAAACUCUCGAGUCUUCGAGAUCCAAACCGCAGCCAUUCGGUACGAACUCGGUGAUAACCACACCUACGACUUCAUCGAAGGCAACAUCCCUGCCCCAAUGCAGCCGGGUAAGCCUCAUUCCCUCUUCUCCUCCUCAACACCAGCCUCCACAAGCCAGGAACCAAACGUGGUCGCAGGGAUCGAACUCAUCGCGACCAAGGACGAGCCGAUGUACGCUUACUUCGACGAGAAGAACCCGGAGAGCGGAGUCGCCGCCUACGGACACCUGGAGGAACUGCUCUACCACGAAGGGCCCUACGACGGCGUCAUCGCGUUCAGCCAGGCAGGCACGUUGAUCCUCACCUACCUCGCGUAUCUCGCCAAACAGAAGCCGGACAGCCCGCUGCCCUUCAAGUUCGCCAUCAUCCUUUCGAUCACUCACCCGCCCCUGGACUACGGCGCCAUCCAAAGCGGGGAGAUCCGGCCGAUAGACCUCGGAGCCCACCAGGAUGUGGUCCGCAUUCCCACGGCGCACAUCUGGGGCUCGCAGGAUCUGGCGGCGGGCGAGAUUGCGGUGACAAAUACCAUCUGCGCGGCCGGGGUGCGGUGGGUUGCCUCGUCGGCCGAAGAACAGGACAACGAGGUCUUUGGUCAGCCGAGGUACAUGCAUGGCGCUCGACUGUGGUUCGCUGGCGGCGGUAUCGCGCUGAGUCUAUUCCUCGCCACGGCUGAGAUCACAAUCAUUAGUACCUCACUAGUCACCAUCAGCCGUCACCUGGAUGGCUUCGAUCAAAGCACCUGGAUCAUCACCUCCUACCUGCUGGCGUUCGCGGGCUUCCUCACCGUCUGGGCCAAAUGCAGUCACUUUAUUGGGCUCAAGAUAACGAUUCUAAUCUCACUAGCCAUCUUCGUGGCCUUCUCAGGAGGCUGCGCUGCUGCCCAGACCAUGAGUCAGCUCAUUAUCUGCCGCGCCUUCCAGGGCAUCGGGGGAUCAGGGGUCUUUACCUCGUGUCUUUUCGGCCUGAUCUGCCUCCUUCCCCCUGCCAAGUUUGACAUCGCCAGUGCAGCGGGGUCAGGUGUGCUGACGCUGGCGCUGAUCCUGGGUGCAUUAAUUGGGGGUGGCAUCAGCACAUCCGGCGCCUGGCGUUGGAUUUUCCUGUUCAAUGUUCCGGCCGGGAUAGUGGCAUGGGCAACCAUCUGGAUCCUGGUUCCCAACGACCUUGAGAGUUCCCGAAAGGCCGGCGACCAGAUCCAUGGGCUCUGGAACUUCCUGGCCAAAGCAGACACCGUUGGCUGCCUGCUGCUGCUCUCCUUCUCCGUCUUCUUCGUGGCCGCCUUCGAGGAAGCGAACAUCCGGUACGCGUGGUCGUCAGCCGCCAUCAUCGCCAUGCUGACGAUCUCGGGCGUGUUGCUGGUUGGGUUUAUCGCAUGGGAGUGGUCCGUGGCCAAUCGCAAGUAUUGGGGAUUCGAGCCGAUUCUCCCUUGGAGCAUCCUCCGUAACCGAGUGUUGCUGGGAGCCAUCCUGGGCUGCUUCCUCACAGGACCUGCGGUCACAAUCCUGUACAUCGAACUCCCGCAGCGCUUCCAGACCGUCAACCACAGCACCGCGAUCGGCGCCGGGGUGAAGGUCCUCACGUUCGGGCUGGGCUCGCCCGUCGGCGCGGGGAUUUGCAGUCUCCUGGCCGGGCGCCUGCGCACUCCGUUCGUGUAUCUGGCGGCGGCAGGGUCCGUGCUGCAGAUCGUGGGGGCCUUCCUCCUCUCCUCGGUUCCACCCACCGUGGACAUCUGGCCGGGCCAGUACGGAUACAUGGUGAUCACGGGUCUGGGGACAGGGAUUUCCAUCGCGGCGCUGUACAUGUGUGUGCCGGUGGUGGUGACCACGGAUCAAGCAACUGCCAUGGGCCUGACGCUCCAAGCGCGCAUGAUCGGGGCCUCCCUCGGCGUGGCCAUCGUCAACACCAUCGUCAACAGCAUCUUGAUCGAUUACGUCAAGGGCCAUCUUCCGGCAACCGAGGCAGCAGCAGCGGAUCCGAACCUGCUCUCCGGGUUUCCGACGGCGACCCAGGAGGAGAUUCGCAAGGUCUACGCGGCGGGGUACAAUCGACAGAUGUACGCGGUUGGGGCGUUUGGAGCGGCGCAAUUGAUCGCUGUUGCCUUGAUGUGGAAGAGGGACCAAGUCCGGUUUGUCAAGUGA
Molecule: messenger RNA, 2205 nt
Organism: Aspergillus aculeatinus CBS 121060
Lineage: Eukaryota; Fungi; Ascomycota; Eurotiomycetes; Eurotiales; Aspergillaceae
Exons: 9
Coding region: 1-2205 (734 amino acids)
Biological process (GO): transmembrane transport
Molecular function (GO): transmembrane transporter activity
Source: RefSeq, a predicted model, not a curated record